AUGUUGGUUGGAGAAUUAGGAUUUUCUAAUCGUGUUGAUACAUACGAAGCUCAUUCCAUAGAAGUGUGUGGAAUUAAUCGUGUCAUCACUAUAGAACGAAAUGGCUACGUCAUGUUUUGCUGUAAAUGCAUGGCACCUCUGAUACAGGUUAAACGAUGCAGGUUCGGCAAACCAGAGACAACCGGGUGUGUUUGCCCGAAUACAAUGCCAUUCAACAAAACUUUCACAGAGAAUGAGAUUUCCACAGUGGAUGAACAAUCAAAUACAAGUGUCAGGAACAACACUGAUUGUCCACCUAGCACAAGUAUCAGUGAUGAUGAUGAGGCCGAAGUAGAUAUCUUUGCCGAAAUUGAAAUUAAGUUGAGUGAAUUACAAAAAGAGUUACGAGAACUAAAAAAGUCUCCUCCAAUCAACUGUGAAUGUGUGUCAACUGCGGCAAUCGUUAUGAUUUGUCUAAUGUUAUUUAUUGGACCUUUUGUUGCGCUGAUAAGUUAUCAUCAUAUUUGCCAGCGGAUUAUACACAAGCCUCGCAAUCUUCCAGCUGUUCAUAAAUUGGAAUCUUCUGAUGCAGUAAGCUCUUCAGACGGAGAAGAUUUGCAGGAAGUCAUCUCCCAGAAUGGUCAACGUGGACAAGCAAAGAGAAGACUAGAUGAAGCCAGGAAACAAAUCAAGCCGAAACCGAAAUCAAAUAGAAGAGGCAGGAACUCACGCAGCUAUUAAACUGGAAUUAAAGCUUUAUAAAUGUCACCUACAAUGUUCAAAUAAAUAUGCCUAUGAGGAAUGAUAUCGCUCGGAUGUUCAAAUAACUUUCUACGCUGCACACCAACUUUGUAGCAAUAUUGGAGUUCGAAUUCAGAAUCGAUGAUUUAAAAAUUUUAUGAGUAUGUUUGUAUAUCAUUAGCCAAAAAUUUAGUUUAACCGAAAUUAAACCAAUGAUUUAAAAAUUUUAUGAGUAUGUUUGUAUUUCAUUAGUCAAAAAUUUAGUUUAACCGAAAUUAUUAAAUUACAACUAAAAUAUCAUGGCAUAUCAGCUGAGAUUCGGAAUGUGCACAUUUGACGACUGAUACAACUUUUAAAAACUGACAAUAUAUAUAGUGUCCAGUAAUUCUAUCGUAUUUUAAGCACAUCUGGAAAUUUCGAACCUGCAUCUUCAUCCAGUAUACAGUAAUUAACAGGUAUUGUAAAUAAAUUUUUAACUGCUAUAAUUCGCACUACCAGGAACAGCAUAUCGUCACGCUAAUAACCGAAUUGCGUAAGUCAUUUUUGGCGAUUUUGAGUUUUUUAUAUAAUAGGUAUUUAUGUAAUGCUGCGCAUCUGUCUGUUAACUCAG
Styela clava is the source of this 1330-nucleotide messenger RNA. Lineage: Eukaryota; Metazoa; Chordata; Ascidiacea; Stolidobranchia; Styelidae. The record is from RefSeq and is a predicted model, not a curated record.